AUGGAGUUUAUUUUGCUGGGAUUUCCUCUCAGCAGGCAGGUGGAGCUGCUGUUCUUGGUGCUGCUACUGCCCACAUUCCUGCUGACGCUCCUGGGGAACCUGCUGAUCAUCUCUGUGGUGCUGUCCUACUCCCGCCUCCACACCCCCAUGUACUUCUUCCUGUGCAACCUCUUCCUGGACAUCCUCUGCACCUCCGUCAUUUCUCCAAAAGCAUUGGCCAACUCAGUAUCUGGGGAUAAAACCAUCUCCUUUGCUGGCUGUAUCUACUAUUGCUAUUUCUACUUCUUCCAGGGCACGGUAGUGUUUCUCCUGCUGGCAGUCAUGUCCUAUGCCCGCUAUGUCACCAUCUGCUACCCCCUGCGGUAUAGCACCAUCAUGAGGCCUUCUGUCUGCAUUGGGACCGUUGUGUUCUCUUGGUGGGCCCUGGCUGGCCCUGGCCUGUGUGGCACCACUGCCAUUGAGCUGAUGCAUUUUAUGCUUUCGUCCACAGUCAUCCUCUGCUGCAGGGUCCUCGUGGCCUAUUCCUAUACGUACAUCGCCCCGACAGUAACGUGCAUCCCUUCUGCAAGUGGGAGGAAGAAGCCCUUCAACACCUGUGCUUCCCACCUGACCAUAGUUGUGAUUUCUGGUAGCAUCAUGGUGUUAUAUGUGACUCCCUCCCAGAAAGAAUAUCUGGAGAUCAACAAGGUCCCUUCCGUCCUGAGCAGUGUUGUUGCUCCAUUCCUCAACCCCUUCAUAUGUACUCUGAGGAAUGACACGGUGUUGGGGGUCCUCAGGGAUGUGUGGGUCAGAGUUCGAACAGUUUUGGAAAAGAUAUUAAAAGAGAGGAUUGCCUUAGCAAAAGGAUGA
Molecule: messenger RNA, 849 nt
Organism: Balaenoptera acutorostrata (minke whale)
Lineage: Eukaryota; Metazoa; Chordata; Mammalia; Artiodactyla; Balaenopteridae
Product: olfactory receptor 6J1
Biological process (GO): G protein-coupled receptor signaling pathway
Cellular component (GO): membrane
Molecular function (GO): G protein-coupled receptor activity; olfactory receptor activity
Source: RefSeq, a predicted model, not a curated record